ACGCAUAUAAGACUACGGCUUUACAAUGCGAUCAGAAAAGUGUGCGUUCAAUAAGCCACAAAUCCGCUAUUUAGGGCAUAUUAUAGACAGCCAAGGCCUCAGACCUGACCCGUUGAAGAUCGAAGCCAUUAAAAACUGCCUCCACCGAAAGAUAUCUCAGGAGUACGAUCGUUCAUCGGUGCGGUGAACUACUAUGCAAAGUUCAUCCCAAGUAUUAGAGAUCUGCGUUACUCAAUGGACAAAUUGCUGCAAAAUGACCUCCUGCUCACACAUUAUGACCCGAAGCUUGACAUUGUGGUUUCGACCGAUGCUUCAUCUAUUGGACUUGGGGCAACGCUUAGUCACAAAUUUCCUGAUGGAUCUCUUAAGGUGGUGCAACACGCAUCUAGAGCGCUGAGUAAGGCUGAAGAGGGUUACAGCCAAAUCGAUCGAGAAGGUCUCGCCAUCAUAUUUGCUGUAACGAAAUUCCAUCGGAUGCUAUACGGUCGACAUUUUACGUUGCAAACCGACCACUGGCCAUUAGUGCGAAUUUUUGGAAGCAAAAAGGGGAUUCCAACGUAUACAGCUAAUCGAUUGCAGAGAUUCGCAUUAACACUUCAGCUUUACGACAUGAUCAUCGAAUACAUCCCCACUGGUUCUUUUGGCAACGCCGACGUUCUUUCUCGCCUCAUACAAAACCAUGCGAAACCAGAGUCGGAAUACAUCGUAGCAAGCAUCGAAUUAGAGCAGGAUCUCAGGUCAGUUGCCGUAAAUGCCUUACUAACAUUCCCUAUUCGUUUCAGAGACAUUGAGCUCUACGCUCAGCAAGAUCCGUCGCUCCAGAAGGUUUACAAGUACGUGCGAGAUGGUUGGCCUCGCGACGUAGCUUACGGAACAGAUCUUGCACGGCUCUACGAUAGAAGGGAAUCGCUGACCAACGUGGAUGGCUGCAUUCUUUUUGGAGAGAAAGUAGUCAUCCCGGAGAAGCUGCGCAAUCGCUGUUUAAAUCAACUACACCGAGGACAUCCGGUAAUGCAGAGGAUGAAAGCGGUUGCACGUAGCUACGUAUAUUGGCCUAAGUUGGAUGACGACAUAGCACGCUAUGUGGCCUCCUGCGAGGCAUGUACAGCAGCGGCAAAAUCACCACCAAGGGCAACAUCAAUGGCGUGGCCAAAACCUUCGGCAGUUUGGAACCGAGUUCACAUCGAUUACGCGGGCCCUUGGGAGGGCGUUUAUUUCCUGGUUGUAGUCGACGCGUAUUCCAAAUGGCCGGAGAUCGUCAAAACUACGAGCACCACCACAACAGCCACGAUUGCCAUUCUAAGGAACUUGUUUGCUCGUUUCGUCGAACGGACAGGCGGAGCGAUUCGUCGAUACUCUUAA
Messenger RNA from Anopheles merus, 1362 nucleotides. RefSeq lists its product as uncharacterized. Gene Ontology annotation, molecular function: nucleic acid binding. The transcript is spliced from 2 exons. The record is from RefSeq and is a predicted model, not a curated record. NCBI's taxonomy places the organism in Eukaryota, Metazoa, Arthropoda, Insecta, Diptera, Culicidae. The coding region runs from base 235 to 1362 and encodes 375 amino acids.